Hibiscus syriacus is the source of this 1054-nucleotide messenger RNA. RefSeq names its product probable ribose-5-phosphate isomerase 2. The transcript has a single exon. The coding region runs from base 104 to 886 and encodes 260 amino acids. The record is from RefSeq and is a predicted model, not a curated record. NCBI's taxonomy places the organism in Eukaryota, Viridiplantae, Streptophyta, Magnoliopsida, Malvales, Malvaceae. Gene Ontology annotation, molecular function: ribose-5-phosphate isomerase activity. Gene Ontology annotation, biological process: pentose-phosphate shunt, non-oxidative branch.
AGGCAACCAAACAUCCCGCCUUUUCUCUAUUUCCGCUUUUAAUUUAUCCUCAUAUUGUUUUCAUUUAAUCUGUUAUUCUCUAUUAACCAUUAACCCUCCAAGAAUGGCGAUUGCUUGGUCCAAAAUAGCUGCUUCCAUGGAGGCUAUAUCGUUGUCUCCUCCCAUGUCCCCGGCCGUCAUCCUAACCCAGGACGAUUUGAAAAAAAUCGCCGCCUACAAAGCCGUGGAGUUCGUCGAGUCGGGUAUGGUUCUGGGUCUCGGCACCAGCUCGACUGCCAAACACGCCGUGGAUCGAAUCGGCGAGUUGCUCCGUCAAGGCAAGCUCACCAACAUCGUCGGGAUCUCUACGUCGAAGAAAACGCAAGAGCAAGCUCUCUCUCUGGGUAUCCCUCUCUCGGAUCUCGACGCCCAUCCCGCCAUCGAUUUAGCCAUCGACGGCGCCGACGAAGUUGACCCGCAUCUCAAUCUGGUUAAAGGGAGAGGCGGGUCGCUUUUAAGAGAGAAAAUGGUGGAAGGUGCUUGCAAGAAAUUUGUUUGCAUCGUCGAUGAAUCCAAAUUGGUUAAACAUUUGGGAGGUAGCGGUUUGGCUCUGCCCGUCGAAGUCGUCCCCUUCUGCUGGAAAUUCACCGCCAAUAAACUCCAGAACUUGUUCCGACGCUCCGGUUGCGCCGCCAAGCUGAGGAAUGACCGUGAAGGGAAGCCGUUUGUGACGGAUAAUGGGAAUUACAUCGUGGAUUUGUAUCUGAAGAAGGAGCUGGGGGAUUUGCAUAUUGCAAGCGAUUCUAUGUUGAGGAUUGCUGGUGUUGUUGAACAUGGUAUGUUUCUUGAUAUGGCCACCACUGUUAUUGUUGCAGGUGAGCUUGGAAUCACAAUCGAGAAGAAGUAGCUUUCUGGGAACACAAAUUUUUCUAACCCCUUUUAGUAUUUAGCGAAUUAGUAUUGGUUUAGGAAUAUUAGGGUUCUCUGAGCUUUUGAGCUAUGAGCAUGAUGCAUGCCAAUUGUUAUGAUCAUCCUAAUAUUAAUUUAACCUUUGAAGCUCAAGUUCGAUUUGAAA